CCGGCCGCAGGAUUCGAAUCGAACGUCGGUGCAGGAACCGGGCUGUAGCGGAGCUGCGCGAGGGCCAAUCAGCAGCGGCGGCACACGGCCCCGGAACGUUGGGACACCCCGGCCCCGCCCCGCGCUGUUGUUUGUGGUGUCGGCUGGCGGGGCGGCGGGAUCAGAACCACAACAUUCGCCGGGCGGCGGAGGCCGAGCCCCGGAUCCCCGCGGCCGGCGCUGCGGGGGCCUCGCGUUGCGCCAUGUCGGUGAACACGGAUGAACUGCGGCACCAGGUUAUGAUCAACCAGUUCGUGUUGGCCGCGGGCUGCGCGGCCGACCAGGCGAAGCAGCUGCUGCAGGCGGCGCACUGGCAGUUCGAGACCGCCCUGAGCACGUUUUUCCAAGAAACCAACAUUCCCAACAGUCACCACCACCACCAGAUGAUGUGUACGCCCAGCAACACACCUGCCACACCGCCCAACUUCCCUGACGCGCUGGCCAUGUUCUCCAAGCUUCGCACUUCCGAGGGUCUACAGAGCAACAACAGCCCCAUGUCGGCCACGGCCUGCUCCCCCCCUGCAAACUUCAGCCCCUUCUGGGCCUCCUCCCCACCCAGCCACCAGGCGCCCUGGAUGCCGCCCUCCUCCCCUACCUCCUUCCAUCGCCUCCACUGCCCACAGCCCACGUGGCCCCCCGGAGCACAGCAGGGAGGCACCCAGCAGAAAGCCAUGGCGGCUGUGGAUGGCCAGAGAUGAGACUGGAUGCUGCUGGGCCCUGGGCUGGAGCAAGGGGGGCAGUCCAGGGUUGUGGGGACACAGGAGGGCCAGGGAGGGGGGAGCAGGGGAGGGCGAGGGGUUUCCUGAAGAUCGCACUGGAAGAUUUUAUAAAAAGAAUUUUUGUGGGUGGGUGGGGGCAGUAAACUUCGUGGGCCACUUGGGUCCCUCGGGAGUUAUUCUUUGGGCAAGUUUUUUUCUCUUUUAAUAUAUAACUAUAAUAUAUACGGAUAUAUAAAUAUAAUUAAUGUAUGUGAGAGUGGGGCUGCAUACUUGGGGUGCUGGGGGCAGAGGAGAAGGGCCCAAAGAAUCCCUUGAAGUCACAUCUGCAAACAGGACAGCCAGCCCCUUGUUCCUGCCUGGGGCUGCUGCUUAGGGCUGCAGGAAGGGUUCCACAAGACCCUUUAUGGCAUCAUUGGGCUGUCCCAGCCCUGUCGCUGCUGUGCCCAGAAUUCUUCUCUACUCCUCUUUGCUGCCCUUCAUUGCUGUUUUUGUCCCCUGGUGGCUUUGUAGCUGCUAUCGCCCCUGUCUCUAGCCGGGUGCGCAUGGUUCAUAGGACUGAAGAACUGCCUUGAGUGAGGUCAGACUUUGUCCAGUGGGGGACCCGAGUGUCCUGUCCCACAGGCACCCAGCCUCUCCCUUUGUGUCCAGGUUCAGAGGAAACAGACCCUGAAGAGUUUGCCCUUGGGUCACGUUCCUAAAUCGGAAUCUCAUCUCGCCAGGGUGAAAUUUUAAUUUAAAAACUUAAAAAGAGACUUUUCUAACUUC
Molecule: messenger RNA, 1523 nt
Organism: Octodon degus (degu)
Lineage: Eukaryota; Metazoa; Chordata; Mammalia; Rodentia; Octodontidae
Gene: Ubald2
Product: UBA like domain containing 2
Exons: 3
Coding region: 243-737 (164 amino acids)
Molecular function (GO): protein binding
Source: RefSeq, a predicted model, not a curated record